Phycomyces blakesleeanus NRRL 1555(-) is the source of this 312-nucleotide messenger RNA. RefSeq lists its product as hypothetical. Lineage: Eukaryota; Fungi; Mucoromycota; Mucoromycetes; Mucorales; Phycomycetaceae. The transcript is spliced from 2 exons. Gene Ontology annotation, biological process: RNA polymerase II preinitiation complex assembly; DNA-templated transcription initiation. Gene Ontology annotation, cellular component: transcription factor TFIID complex; SLIK (SAGA-like) complex; SAGA complex. The record is from RefSeq and is a predicted model, not a curated record. Gene Ontology annotation, molecular function: DNA binding; protein heterodimerization activity; TBP-class protein binding. Bases 1 to 312 code for a protein of 103 amino acids.
AUGGAUAGUGGAACACGCGUGCUGGCCAAGCGUAAGAUUCAGGAAUUAGUAGGUCAGAUUGAUCCUGAUGAACGACUUGAACCUGAAGUAGAGGAUAUCUUAUUGGAAAUUGCUGAUGAGUUUAUUGAAUCUGUGACUUCAUUCGCAUGCCGGCUAGCUAAGCAUCGUAAAACAGACACAUUGGAAGUAAAAGACCUUCAGCUUCAUUUAGGUAGAUCAAGGAGAAUUAAAAUAGAUAGGAAGGAAAUUUUCUUAGAAAGGAUAUUGAUGAGGGACGUAUAUACAUAUACAUUUCUGUUUGUUAAAAUAUAG